CGUCUCAAUUUCACCUCUUUAAAAAUUAUACCAGAUCAAAAUAAACUCUCCGGCUUGAAAAGUAAAAAGACAUCGGAGGUCCAAAAAAUUAAAGAAUGAAAAAUGGUUCACAAGCCUACUUUUAAUAUCCGUAAAAAUCAGCAAAUAGCUGUUGAUACUGACAACCCUACAAGUUCUAACUUUACAAAAAAUAAAACAUCAUCUAAGGCAUACUUUAUUGAUGGCGUAUCAAGACGAACAAAUGGUGUAUUACUAUACUCCCGAUCGUAUAUAACAAGUUUUACAAAUUACUUAGAUCUUACUCUAGAUGAUGAAGAUGAAACUCACGAUGGAUCUUAUAUUAAUACAGCAAAGUCGCAGGAAUAUAUUCAAAUUAACUUGACUUCUAGUUCAAGUCCUCACAGCAGCCAUCAUUAUAAAAAACAGUAAGUUUAUGAUGGUAACACGAAUCCUCUUCUGCAGCUGAUUAAAAAAAAUAUAUGUAUGGGGAGACGAACAAAUAUUAGUGCUACG
Molecule: messenger RNA, 513 nt
Organism: Daktulosphaira vitifoliae (grape phylloxera)
Lineage: Eukaryota; Metazoa; Arthropoda; Insecta; Hemiptera; Phylloxeridae
Exons: 2
Coding region: 103-429 (108 amino acids)
Source: RefSeq, a predicted model, not a curated record